Molecule: messenger RNA, 2131 nt
Organism: Dioscorea cayenensis subsp. rotundata (Guinea yam)
Lineage: Eukaryota; Viridiplantae; Streptophyta; Magnoliopsida; Dioscoreales; Dioscoreaceae
Product: vacuolar protein-sorting-associated protein 33 homolog
Exons: 21
Coding region: 2-1789 (595 amino acids)
Biological process (GO): vesicle-mediated transport; intracellular protein transport
Cellular component (GO): CORVET complex; vacuole
Source: RefSeq, a predicted model, not a curated record
GAUGGCUCAAAUCCCUAAUCUCGAUAAUUCGCCUCUCAAUUUCGGGUCUUUGAGAGAGCAAUCGCAGAGAGAGCUACUCAGCAUCCUCAAACGUAUUCGAGGAUCCAAGUGCAUGGUUAUCGACCCUAAGCUCGGGGGAUCAUUGUCGCUGUUGAUCCAGACGUCACUUCUCAGAGAAAAUGGUGUGGAACUUCGACAUAUCUCUGCUGACCCAGUUCAAACAGACUGCUCAAAAGUGAUAUAUCUUGUGCGACCUCAGCUUAACUUGACGAAGUUGAUAUCUUCCAAUAUUCAGAAUGACAUUUCAAAAGGAGUUCAAAGAGAGUAUUUUGUUUACUUUGUACCACGCCGCACAGUCGCUUGUGAAAAAAUAUUUGAGGAUGAAAAGGUUCAUCAUUUGUUGACUUUUGGGGAAUACCCUUUAUAUGUGAUGCCAUUGGAUGAGGAUGUUUUAUCUUUUGAACUUGACCUUGCUUAUAAGGAAUGCCAAGUGGAGGGUGAUACUAGUUCUCUUUGGCAUGUUGCCAAGGGCAUUCAUAAGAUGGAGUUCUCUUUUGGAGUAAUUCCGAAUAUAAAAGCUAAAGGCAAGGCUUCAACAAAGGUUGCUGAAAUCCUAAACACUUUGCAUGUUGAAGAGCCAGUUAGCACAUCUGAUAUGGUUGUUCCAGAGAUAAACACGCUCAUCCUGCUAGAUAGAGAGGUUGACAUGGUGACUCCAAUGUGCUCUCCACUUACUUAUGAGGGGCUACUGGAUGAGAUUCUUCAAAUAAACAAUGGUGCUGUGGAGGUAGAUGCUGGAGUUAUGGUCGCCCAGCAAGAAGGAAAAAAGAUAAAGGUCCCUCUUAAUUCAAGUGAUAAGUUGUAUAAAGAGAUUCGAGAUCUGCACUUUGAAGUAGUUGUUCAGGUUUUACGGCAGAAGACAACUUCAAUGCAACAAGAUUAUGCAGAUAUAAAAUCCACGUCACAGUCUGUAUCUGAGCUAAAGGAUUUUGUUAAGAAGAUGAACUCAAUACCUGAGAUAACUAGGCACAUAAAUCUCGCUCAACAUUUGCAAACUUUUACCUGCAAACCUUCAUUUCAUGGCCGCCUUGACAUUGAGCAGACAAUAUUGGAGGCACAAAAUUAUGAGAUAUGUUUGGAGUACAUCGAGGAAAUGAUCCACAAACAAGAGUCACUUAUCAAUGUGCUGCGCCUAUUGGUGCUAUUUUCAAUUACCAACUCUGGGUUACCCAAGAAGAACUUUGAUUAUCUAAGGAGGGAGAUACUUCAUAGCUAUGGUUUUGAGCACAUGGUCACAUUAUAUAAUCUGGAAAAAGCUGGACUAUUUAAGAAGCAGGAAUCAAAGAGUAACUGGUCAACAAUCGCAAAAGCCUUGCAACUUAUUGUUGAGGAUGUUGCAAACCCCAAUGACAUUGCAUAUAUUUUUUCUGGAUAUGCACCUCUUAGCAUUCGCAUUGUUCAACAUGCUAUUAGAUCUGGAUGGCGAUCUGUUGAAGAAAUAAUAAAACUAUUGCCUGGACCUCAGUUAGAUAUAAAAAGAGGUGGCUAUUCCAACAGUUCCACCUCUGAGACCAUGCAUGGUGGUGGUCAAUCAAAUGCUGACAGACUUGCAGUUGGGCGCCGCUCUUUAACUCUUGUAGUUUUUAUUGGAGGUGUAACUUUUGCAGAAAUCGCUGCUCUUCGGUUUCUUAGUUCACAGGUUGGAUUGGGUUAUGACUUUAUUGUUGCAGCAACGAAGAUAGUGAGUGGUACAUCAUUACUAGAAACAAUGGUCAGCAAUGGCAGUUAAAAGUCAGAAAGGCUACAAAGAUCACAUACACAAUUCAUACUGUUAGGAGUCAGCAUCGUGUUCGAACAAUGUCUCAAGCGUGAAAAGUCAUCGUAUGUUUUUGCUAGUAACUGAUGAAAAAAUUUUUUAUUAAGAUGCUGCCGGGGUUGCUUGCGUUUAGUUUUAUUUAUAUAGCAUACUGAUUGUUUUCUGCGGCUUUUAUAAUUAUUGUUUGAUUUUUGUAUGAGAAAUAGAUUGAAUGCCUCUUGUUUCUUUUCCUCUGAUGCCAAUGGUUGGAUUUGUCAUGUUCGUUGUAUUUCUUGGACAAUUUUUAUGGUGUCUUAAUGAAGGUGGUUGUAGAUA